Porites lobata is the source of this 14148-nucleotide messenger RNA. NCBI's taxonomy places the organism in Eukaryota, Metazoa, Cnidaria, Anthozoa, Scleractinia, Poritidae. The record is from the annotation of a GenBank genome assembly.
CCUCACGGAUGCUUCCUCUUUGUAUUGAUCUAUUGAUGUCGAUACACUAGUUUACGAGAGACAAAAGCGGUUUGACUUUCCAAACCAAUUUGUCUGGUUGAUAAACAUGUCUGCGUGUGGAAUGUUUCUUGCUUUGAUUACGAUGAACUUGUCGACUUUGAGGAUACUGGCAAAUCCUGCAGGUAUGCGGACUGAAAAUAUCAUAGCACAAAUACUAAAGUUAACAACAGAACGCUGAACAAGACGGUGCUCGUACGUAAACAAACAAUAGACCCUUCUACUGCUUUCUUACCAGCUGGGACAGAAAACAUUCAUUUAUACUCAUGAAAAGGGCGCCUUGAAAUUGGAAUACUUGCUAGGUUAUAAAGUUAUCGUGCGAUUUUAAAAAGCUCCAAGACGUCACGAAAUUCUACAGAGUGGAGGAAUUAGGCCUCCUACCAAUGAAACGUAUCGCCUGAAAAUUUCUCUCUUUUGCGGACUCAAUUUCGUCGUUAGUUACCAACAUAUCACUGAUAAACUUGGUAGAUGUGCUGACUUUAAUGUGCCUAUGGGUUUUCGCAAACUGGUCCUUAUCAAUAGUUGCAAACAUAGCGUCAACCAGGGCAGAUCUGCAGCGAUUACAAUUCACUUCACUGAUUACUAAGCCGAUCAUUCUCUUUCAUUCUCUUUCCUUUGUUUUUCGAAGACAAUGAAAUGAUUUAGGUUCAAAGCAGUGGAGAGCCGAAACGGAAAAAAUUUCCAUUGCAAAGCAGGCCCCAACUCGAGUUUAAGUAUCGAUUCCAUAUCCGUUAAAGCAGUGCAUCAUCGAACAUUUAAAGCAGGAAAAUAUGAUUGAAGGUUGACGAGGUUAAGUAAACGGGACUGAUCACUUGGUCACCGAAAUGACAGGAACAACUGGAUGCUUUAGGAUAAUCUAGUUUUUCGCCGGUCGCUGGUGGAUCCUGGUAAAUAGUCGGGGCAUAUAAAGGAAUUGUAUCACAUGAAAGAAUCACAACAAUGUGCAAAUUGAAUGUUGGACCUACAAUGUUAAGCUAUACAAAAACAUUCAUCCAUUCAAAUUGAUUCAGUAAAUGCUUAAAAGUAAUUAAAACGAGUCUCUUGUCAUGAUACUACCAUUACAGAUAAAUUUCAGAGGAAAUAAAAAGCAAAGCAAGCUCUGGGAUUAAUAAUAUCUAUGAUCGAAUUAUUAAGUUUAUUUAUUCAUUUAUUUAUUUUUAAACUUCGCCAAAAGGCCCGGAUCACUCAUAGAGCAAGCUUCACUACGAGGUCCCGCAGAAGACAGUGAAAUGAUUCGAACCAUUGGAGAGCUGAAACGGAAGAAAUUUCCAUUGCAAACUGACCGGUCCCAACUCGAGUUUAAGACAACCGAUUGAACCUUAAACUUUCAAGUAUCGAUUCCAUCUCUGCUAAAAAAGCAAUGAAAUAUAGAGUAUAGAGAGGAACAUUACUCGGCGGCACGAAGAUAUGAAUUUUAUUUUUUCGAGUGGUGAAAACAAUAUUUUAAGAAGGAGCGCAGCGAGUGAGUAAAAUAUCGUUUUUCACCACGAGAAAAUAAAAUUUAUAUCUUCAAUCCAACGUGUAAUUUUCUUUUUAUUGCGUCGACGGAGGAGACGCUUCCUAAUUGAGUCGUUGGUUACUCUGUGUGUUCGUGGGUAGCCUGUGCAUGUUCCAAGCACUAGAAAUCGAGAAAAGAGGUUGUCGGUCGGUUCCAAAACUGCGCCAUCUUGAAACGUCACAAUAGCAUCCAGCAUGCCGAUCGUGCCAUGCGCCAUUUUGAAACGUCACAAUAGUAUGUUUGCGUUAUAAUAGUAUCCAUAAUUCCCAUCGCGUUCCUGUUCCCAGCGCGUUUCGCAACCUUUGGAUUUCGUGGUUUAAUUUGGGAUCUUUCUUGCUUCUUCGUGAAUUCUACAAACUUCAAGGCAAGAUCAAUCUUUUCUUUUCUAAAUCGUUCGUACAUCAAAUGCUCAGGGAAGUAUUCACCAUUCCUGGAGCUUUUGCGACACCUGAUGUCCAAACGGCAUAUUCUACCAUAUUGCUGCUGGUACUAAUCUUAAAAAUGAAACUACUCAGUCAAAUGAAACGAGUCAUUUUACUCAAUCAAAAGUAACGAUUUCUCAUACUCAGUCAAAUAAAAUCAGUCCAUCAAAUGAAACGAGUCGUUGCACUCGCUGGCCAUUAAGCACAAUGACCCACCCAUUGUGCACACGCACAUACCAGUUGAACGGAGUCAUUGCAACUCGCACUCUGACCCACUGCGGUCACAAAGCAAACAAAACCGAGUCGGUGUACUCGGUGGCCAUUAAGCACAAUGACCCAUUGUGCACACGCACAUACCAGUUAAACGGAGUCAUUGCACUCGCACUCUGACCCAUUGCGGUCACAAAGCAAGUAAACCGAGUCGGUGUACUCGGUGGCCAUUCCGUCAAACAAAUGUUGUUGUACCAAACACAGUUACCUUCGCCGUUGACCUGGAAAACUGAGCUUCAUUAGAGAGACCUAAGGCGACGCACUAUAGUACGAUUACUGCUAGUGAUAUAUAGACAAGAGUGUUUAGGUACCAUUUUUCUCUCUAACUCCCAGCACAAACUUUAUCGCGAACUGCUGUAGUUCAGUUGUAGGAAUUUCUUAAAGUUCUUUCCUUUCGUCUUCACUUGUAAGGAACUCUUUGAAUAAUUUUGAGUCAUACAAAGCUUUCUUCUGCGUAUAAACAUUCUCUUGCUCCUCAGAGAAAGAUUUCAUGUCAGCUUGAGAUAACUUCACGAAUCUAAUCGCUCUCCAUUUUCUCUUGGCAUUUGGCAAACUGUACACAAACAACAUACAGUUUGAGCGGAAAAUGAAGUCAUCGAUAUCCUCACUAGCGAAGACAAGGAAAUUACCUCUUCUGAAGUCCUGGAAGUAGUUUCAUAUGAACUAUACGAAUGGUCUAUUUUCCACUAAAACACUCUUGUCUAUAUAUAAUUAAUUCCACUACCUUUUUCGCAUUUUUUAAUCCGUAAUUUACAACAGGGAAGAUUUAAAAAUAAAUUGCUGAAUUUAUUUUUAUCCAUAGUUUAUUUGUCUUCUUCAGUGUUCUUUUCAUUGAUCCUUGAAGGCUGGUUUUUACUAGCGACGGAGUCGGAGUCGGAGUCGUAAUCAGACGCUUGGAACUUUACGAUUUAGUGAUCUAACAACCUUCUGAUGGCGCUUACGACUGCGUUUUACAGGAUCAAGAGAAGAGUCGCAAACAGAAGCGGAAGAACUAAACCAAUCGCAAAGCUUGGGAAUGUGCAAUGUGAUUCGUUUAUCCUUCUGCUUCUGCUUCCGCGACUCUGACAAUCUGAUUUUCACUACUGAGAUCAUAAGCGGAACGUAAGCGACGGAGUCGUAAGCGGAGUCGGAAGAAAUGGAAACGUUCUGAUUCUUCUGACUCCGAUUCCGUCGCUCUUACGACUCCGCUUACGACUCCGACUCCGUUGCUAGUGAAAACCGGCCUUAAAAAGGCGAUUAAUACAUUUUAUGAACGGAACAAUACUGAGUUCCAUAGAUAGGACUCUACCAUGCCAUAAUUGAACUUGCGAAAAAUAACACAGUCAAUACCAUACCAGCAGAUUUUUGUCAUUUUCGGCAAAACUCCUGAGGUACUAGACUUAAUUGUCCUUUGUCGAGACUACCUGAACUAUCUCUGAUACAAAUAAGCUUGUAUCAAAGUGUUAUGUUGAAAUUGAAUAAUGUAAUAAUAGCAAUACUAAGGCAAUCUUAAAAACUGUUUAAUGAACAAAUCGGUUUCCUUAGGCUCAGUUUUUAGAAUAAUGCAAUAAUAGCAAUACUAAGGCAAUCUUAAAAACUGUUUUAUAAACAAAUCGGUUUCCUUUGGCUCAGUUUUUAGCUUUUCCGUGCUUAUUGCCAGCGCUUAGGCCCGGAAGACUUGAAGCUUUACUAUACUUUUAGGUAUCAAGUAUUUCAUGGCGACUUGUGGGAGACAGAAUUGUGACUCAGUUUGCGCCUCGUUUGGUCUUCAAUGUGCCGGAACAGGCCAGAGCUUUCCAAACUCAUCUGCUUUAUCCAUAUUUCAGUCUUUGGGAAUAACUUGUGAAACAAGUGAUUAUACAGAUUUUUACCACUACCUAGACCAACCAAAUUAUUUUUCAACUUUGCCACCAAUGGAAGGUAAUCUGUGGGCUGGUAGAUGCACUGGAUUCAAGGCCAUAAAUAGUACUAUUGACUGUCACACCGCUAACAAUCCAAACGUUCGAAGGCUGUGCCCAUGCCAUAACUCUUCAGGUAGGCAUUGAAUAAUAUACGUUAAUAAUACAGAAAACAUACUAUCCAGUCAGUCUACUUUGUCUGCACCGACGCGUAACUUUUAGUUUCUUAUAAUUAUUUUCCUUCAGUUUCAUCAUGCAUAUAACCUCAGUUCUGGUUGAUACGAUAUGUGCCUUUUAUUGCAUUUGCCUCCAGUGUUGAACUGUUUUAUUUUGCCUUCUAGUCUUCUCCGACGAAGACGAAACACCGAAGGCAUCGUCUUGCCUAAUGUAAGAAAAUCCAAGACAGUCUUGGAUUUUGGAUUCCACUUACCUGGAAUCGGUAUUCCUUGUCGGUGGAUUCUGGAUUCCAAUCCCUGAGCUGAAUUUCCAGUAAUAUGGAUUCCACAAGCAAAACCCGGACUACCUUACCUGAGGCGACACUGUCUUGCAGUGCUUCCACUUUAUCUAAGUCUGUUGGAUGUUAAAGGAAUACCAGGGUGUAAUAAAUCUCUGGAAUACCAACCCUAGUAUACUUUCCUUGGUCUUGGGUGGGAAUAUCUGCAGGUGGCCGGACAUAACCUCUUGAUUUCCCUCCGGUGGCUGCCUGUGAACGGAGUAUUAGUGGAAACUGAGAAAAGUUCACCAACUCAAGUGAAGUCUGGUCCAAGCUAGAUUUUUGGUGAUCUUUAGUGCUAAGCAAAAAUAGAUAUAUGGAUGUUUACUGUUUCGUCAUUAUUUUCCUGUUUGAUAGCUGUCCUUCUCCCAACGCAAUCGACUGCAACAGAGACUACCAACAAAAUGACAAACACCACCUCAAGAAGAAUGGUAACAUCCGCAGCUCACACCAGGGCCUUACAAGAACAUCCUACUGGAAACAAUGCGCCUCAUCGUCAAACAGAGAAUGGGGAUGGCGUAUAUAAAAAUGCUCUAAUUGCGGUCAGCGUUAUCUUAGCUGUUGUCUUGGUGAUGUGCUUUGUGGUUCUGCUGUAUCUAUUCGUACAGCGGAGAAGAAAACAUUUAAGGUAUAGUUUUAUUCAGUUAAGGCGACCACGGUAUCAUGAUUUGGUUCAGUUUUCAUUAGAAAGAGCGCCAAUUAGUUCCAGUAAUCUUAGUUAUUUCAUUCUAGAUUUACUCUGCUUUUUUCUCUUCGUUUCCCUAUCGGAGUUGAACGCCCCCUUGUAUCUAGACUGCUGAAUUAAACGCCGUGAGAGUACGCGCCAAAAAGAUCGUAAUUUCACGUGUUCCGCUCCAUUUGCGUUUAGAAAUGAGAGGUUAUGAACAACUUUGUAAGAAAACUCUCCCUCGGCCCUUCUUUUGCAAUCUCGAUCAUUUGCCUUAUGCUUCAGUGUUUAAGUAGCGAAAUGUCUAGGCGUACAGUGGCUGACUGUAGCGUAAACUCGCUGUCUCUUUCUGUUGGCCAGUAAUUUACUGGCUGAUGUUUCUACUGCUCGUCACUUUUUCGUGGAUGUUUUUUUUAUCAGCAAAGAAAAAAGAGACGCUGAGAAGAGCGAUAAUGGAAAGUGUUAUGUUGAAUAUAACAAGACUGGAACUGGUACUUCAGAUAUGAUGGACGGCUUAGCUGUAGUGACGGAUGACGACAAUAGGUGUGUUUUUGUCAAUACUAUUUUAAAAAAAAUCCGCAACAUAUUAUAACUAUUAUAACUAUUCACACAGCGCGCAGCUGUGUGUUAUUCAGGGGUUUAUACUACUACAAGAGAAAUCAUUGCAAUUUGAUUGGCUUAAAGCAGUGGUAUUUCAGCUUAAUUUGAAAUACCUACAUGUUAAAAUUACAAACCUUUUUUGUGUUGUAGUAUAAACAAAUAACAGCAUGAUUUGUACGUGAUAUUCGGCAUAAAUACCACUCUUGAUAUUUCAAAAUUGUCUCAAAUUUCACUCGCCUAACCGCUCUUGAAAUUACGUAUAACAAUUUUGAAAUAUCACUCGUGGUAUUUAUACCAGAUAUCACUACAAAUCAUGCUUUUACCUAUUAUACAAAUUUAAUAAAAUUUUUACAAGUAUAUGAAAAUAACAAGAGUAGACACUGUUUUAGAGUUUAACCCAACAGCUAGACUUGUAAAGAACAGUAAACGUUUUAUUAAACUGAUCCCUGCAGGCUUAUCGAUCAAAUGGUGCUCGUGGCCUGCGGAAUUAGCUUAGUAUAGAGCGCAGACCUUACAGAGCGGGAUGACGGGGGUUCAGACUCGUACCCAGUCGCCUAUCUGUAUUCGCGCCGCGCGGUGGUUAAUGAGAAGGAUUUGCCAUGUGAGUUCGCAGCCCAUGAAGGGAAGGAAGGAAGAAAAACACGACCUUUUCCACCUUUUUCCUCUCCUUUCGAAGCGCCUUUGCGUGCGUCAAUUUUUCUUUCCAUAUUCCUUGGAGAGAAGAACAGUAAGUAUCGACUGGCUACGAAUCUGACGUGGGUUCGACCCGUUGCAGUGGACCCAUACAAGUUUUGAAAGAAAUCACUAUUUCGCGGCUGGUACAUGCAUGACCCACCAAUCACGCGAUUUUCAAACAGAGAACUUUUUCGUGGGUUUUUAACUCCUUCAUGGCCAGAAUUUUGUUCAUUUGUAUUUAGUUUUGUAGAAAUAUUCCAUUAUUUUCUUUAAUUCACAGCUACUGUGAUCCGAGAAGUACCGAACUGUCAAUUCCCAACUCGACCGAAAUGGACGUCAAGAUGCUGGCCGAUAAACCCAGGUAAACCACAUAAUACAAAAUUGUUGACAAAGUAGUUCCUUCAUCAUUUAAGCUUUCUGCAAGUGCUUGCAAAAAUUAAGCUUCUUUUUUUUUCCAGUAACAACAAGGACAUGAAUGAAAAAUCCACUGAUAACAUUCUAUACGUCAGGUAACAUAUUGCCUUCUUCUUUCUAAAGAUCAGUAUUUUUUAAGUGUCAUUGUCUGAGAAAGUGUUCUAGGGGCCAAAAGUUGUGGUCAACCGAUUUGGCUGAAACUUGGCACAGAAGUUCGGUAUAAUGAGAUAUUUCAAAAGCCACUUUGGCUCACUUCUCUGAGUUUUAGUUUUGGAGUUACAGGGGGGUCUCAUUUCUUGCCCUUUGAGCACCAAAAAUCCAGCCUUCCAGGGGGCAUUUUGAAAGUGUGAUAAGACCCCACUGGUACAUUGUGCUGCCAAAUAAAUUUGACCAUGAAUUCUACUAUAAUAGAGCUUUCAGUUCAUGCAUGUAACUUUGUCCUCAACGUAUUGCACAGAGAGGAGCCUGGGGCUAGAGUUUGGCCAAAAUUGAUGUUAAAAUUACAACCCAAAAUAGCCAUUUUUCAAAAUUUCACUAUAUUCACCUGCCUUCUUGCAUGACUUCCAAACCUAUACCACUGUUUACUUUAGUCACCCAGUUAUCAAAAUCAGUAGAGAAAAAUUUGGCUUAUUAUGGUUUAUUGAAUUUUUGGAACAAACACUUCAUGCCCCUCUAAGGCGAUGCAAAAUGGAAUUUUGAGCCUAAUUCAGGCCAUAAACAAACCAAAUUGUUGACAAGAAGCCCUUAUUUUGUAUUUGGUAAGUGAAAAUGAAUUGUCAAAGCCAAGUCAGUUUCGUUGUUUAGAAAUACACCGAUUCUUACCUUAAAAUUGAUCUAAAACGGGCCUCUGAUUAGCGCAACAAACACAUAAUUUAGCAAAACAAAGGUGAUUUUAUUCUUUGAAAACCUAGUAACCAUCAUAGAACACAAAUGAUGAUGUUCUGAUGUACAUACAACAAUCUUUUUACAAGAUGCUUAAAUUUGUCUUUGAUUUAUAGUCAGUUUUACGUCAUAUUUCCAAGCAUUACUCCAAGCAUGUAAAGUCUCCAUAUUUUGUCAGGCCCAUUUUUUAUAUUUUUACCAGAUAAAUUUAGUUUAUCAAAAGGUUCGUUAACAUAUAAUCUUCGUCUGACCUUGUAAUAGCCUGAAUAGUUGUUUUAAAUACCCAUCAGCAAAGGAGCAUGACCAUACAUACGUAGAUUACACAGACAUAUACGAGCUUCAGUGAGCAGUAUCGAGGUGAACUGUGAUUUUCCGAGUCCUUUAGAGCUGAAAAAAUGAAACCAUCCAUCCACGGUUAGGAGAGCUGGAUAACAAAAAGCUUGUUUUGCUUUUAUAAAGAAAAUAACCCAAACAAAGCCUUGCAUUGAGAUGAUGCACUUGUUAUUACAUCAAGUUAGCUGGCCCGCCAUUUUGGACUUGAAGAGUGUGGGGACUGGACCGAGUUCCCGUCCAAUCCUUCUCCUGUUUCGCGGGAAUUUUUUCUGUUUUUCAUCAGGUUUGUUCGAAAUUCUAGAAAGCGAUCUGUUUCAGGAUAAUUUUUCGAUGGCACUUUAUUCCUUUGGAGGGGUAAAUGACCAGUGCAGUGUCACGUCAUGGGCUGUGCAAGAAACAGGAAUGCUUCCUUUGUUGUCUUGCGGUAGUGACAUGACUGCAUAGUUAAAUCACAAGUAGAAGGGUUCAGGUGUGUCCGGGGAAGAAGAGGAAGAACUGGUGAUGCCAAAGCUACAGGUGAUUCAAAAUAUCAGUUAGGGAUCAUACACGCGCACAAAAUGAUUUUUAUCGCAGUUCACGGGACUCUUUUGCUUGAAGAAAGACUGCAAUGAUAUACAAUUUACGAUGUUGUCGUCUCAAAUUGUUUGUUCACAUGGUUGAUUGAUUCCCAUGUUAAUUUCCUGGGUCCUUACGAAGAGCACUAAACAUUCAACAAACUCAUUGCAGCAACAUCUUUCUAAAAAAAUAAAUAACAAUAAUGAUAAUAGAAAUAACUUGAAGGCUGUUUUUUGUCUGCUCGAGCUGUUUGUUUACAUUCAGCUUGUCACGUGGGCACGCUUAUCAAGCAAGGCUAAGUUUGGCAAUGCACAAUUCGAGCCAGCUUGCAUUGAAACUCCACCGGUCUCCUUUAUUUACCUGUUUCGUCGAAGACAAGUCAACUUAAAAUAGGCUUAGCUACAUAAUUCCGAAGGAAUUGUUUUGGGAAUUUUGGACAUGAAAAAGAAUUUUAGAAAAUCUCAAGAAUAUUAAAAAAAAAUUGACAAAUACUAGAACUUAAAUAGCAGUAGAUAUAGGAGAAUACUGAAUAGCAACAUUUCACAGGCAGAAACGUUGAAAAAACGUUUUUAUUUUUCUGUAUUCCUACCAACCAAGAGAGGGCUCAGUCCACCCACAUGCUAAAACAGUGUCUGGAGUACUAUUCACUGAGGACAACAAAUCAGCAGUUUUUCAUCAGAGUCUUCAACACUACAACUAAUCAGCGGUUAUUCACCAAAAGAGGCCCUCGCUAUCAAAAAAGAAUAAAAAUUUUAUGAGUUUUUUUAGGGAAUUUUAGAGAGUUUUAGCAGAUAACACUCAUAUUUAGGUAUAUUUUUUCAUUAUUCUUUUAAUUGAAUAGUUAACAUUAUUUUAAAUAAUUUUUUAAUUAAAUAAUGAAACAAUUUUUUCUACAAAUAUACACAAAUCUUCCGUGCUCUUCCAGAACGAUUCAGAGUCAGUUCCCAUUCAAGUACAACAUAUGUGUGUUCAUUGCCUAUGCAUUACUCCAAGCAAAUCCAAUAAUAUCAACUAAUUCGGUCGAUUUUGCGACGACAUUUUAGUGACAUUUUCUCCCUGAAAAUGUCAAUUUCGUCGAAAAACUUAGAUGCAGCAUGUUUGCAAAGAUCUUUGACGAAAAGGGUAAAUAAUGGAAACCGGUAACUGAAUUGUGCAUUGCAUGAUAAGCGUGUGCACGUGACAAGCUUAUAAUGUAAGCAAACAGCUCGAGCAGACAAAAAAGAGCCUUCAAGUUAUUCCUAUCGUACUUGUUUUUUCUUUCUUUUUUUGGACAAAUUUGAUGAAUGUUUAGUGCUCUUCCUAAGGACCCAGGAUAUUAACAUGGGAAUCAAUCAACCAUAAACAAACAAUUUGAGAAGACAAUAUCGUAAAUUACAUAUCGUCGUCUCUAAAUCUCUUUUCAGUCAGAAGAGUGCCGUAGAUCACGAUAAAUGCCAUUUGUCCGCGUAUAUGAUCCCUAACUGAUAUUUUGAAUCACCUGUACCUUUGGCAUUACCAUUUCUUCCUCUUCUUCCCCGGACACACCUGAACCCUUCUACUUGUGCUUUAACCAUGCAGUCAUGUCACUAUCGCAAGACAACAAAGGAAGCAUUCCUGUUUCUUGCACAGCCCAUGACGUGACACUGCACUGGUCAUUUACCCCAAAGGAAUAAAGUGCCAUCGAAAAAUUAUCCUGAAACAGAUCGCUUUCUAGAAUUUCGAACAAACCUGAUGAAAAACAGAAAAAAUUCCCGCGAAACAGGAGAAGGAUUGGACGGGAACUCGGUCCAGUCCCCACACUCUUCAAGUCCAAAAUGGCGGGCCAGCUAACUUGAUGUAAUAACAAGUGCAUCAUCUCAAUGCAAGGCUUUGUUUGGGUUAUUUUCUUUAUAAAAGCAAAACAAGCUUUUUGUUAUCCAGCUCUCCUAACCGUGGAUGGAUGGUUUCAUUUUUUCAGCUCUAAAGGACUCGGAAAAUCACAGUUCACCUCGAUACUGCUCACUGAAGCUCGUAUAUGUCUGUGUAAUCUACGUAUGUAUGGUCAUGCUCCUUUGCUGAUGGGUAUUUAAAACAACUAUUCAGGCUAUUACAAGGUCAGACGAAGAUUAUAUGUUAACGAACCUUUUGAUAAACUAAAUUUAUCUGGUAAAAAUAUAAAAAAAUGGGCCUGACAAAAUAUGGAGACUUUACAUGCUUGGAGUAAUGCUUGGAAAUAUGACGUAAAACUGACUAUAAAUCAAAGACAAAUUUAAGCAUCUUGUAAAAAGAUUGUUGUAUGUACAUCAGAACAUCAUCAUUUGUGUUCUAUGAUGGUUACUAGGUUUUCAAAGAAUAAAAUCACCUUUGUUUUGCUAAAUUAUGUGUUUGUUGCGCUAAUCAGAGGCCCGUUUUAGAUCAAUUUUAAGGUAAGAAUCGGUGUAUUUCUAAACAACGAAACUGACUUGGCUUUGACAAUUCAUUUUCACUUACCAGAUACAAAAUAAGGGCUUCUUGUCAACAAUUUGGUUUGUUUAUGGCCUGAAUUAGGCUCAAAAUUCCAUUUUGCAUCGCCUUAGAGGGGCAUGAAGUGUUUGUUCCAAAAAUUCAAUAAACCAUAAUAAGCCAAAUUUUUCUCUACUGAUUUUGAUAACUGGGUGACUAAAGUAAACAGUGGUAUAGGUUUGGAAGUUAUGCAAGAAGGCAGGUGAAUAUAGUGAAAUUUUGAAAAAUGGCUAUUUUGGGUUGUAAUUUUAACAUCAAUUUUGGCCAAACUCUAGCCCCAGGCUCCUCUCUGUGCAAUACGUUGAGGACAAAGUUACAUGCAUGAACUGAAAGCUCUAUUAUAGUAGAAUUCAUGGUCAAAUUUAUUUGGCAGCACAAUGUACCAGUGGGGUCUUAUCACACUUUCAAAAUGCCCCCUGGAAGGCUGGAUUUUUGGUGCUCAAAGGGCAAAAAAUGAGACCCCCCCUGUAACUCCAAAACUAAAACUCAGAGAAGUGAGCCAAAGUGGCUUUUGAAAUAUCUCAUUAUACCGAACUUCUGUGCCAAGUUUCAGCCAAAUCGGUUGACCACAACUUUUGGCCCCUAGAACACUUUCUCAGACAAUGACACUUAAGUGAAAAUGUAUCAGCCGGCUUACUCUCUCCGGCUCCAUGUAAAGGUUUAAAAGACUCCCGAGACAUUUUUGCACAGUGCAAUUUAUCUUUAUUUUUUUUAUCUAUUUGUUUGUUUCUACCAGCGGCUCUGAUGGAGAAUAUACAGCUUUAUCUAAAGACCACACUCCACCCACUUACGAAAGGUAAAUUGAUGUAUCCUGGCGGAUGGUUUAAGUAAUUCCCCUUGUUACUUUCAAAAUAUAAAAAGUAAAACUGAUAAUGUUUUAAAACUGACAAUGGAGGCCUUAUGCGCCUAUUGGCGCGAUUAGACAUAAUGAUGAUGAAGAAAACUGACAAUGACCUCCUCGGUACAGAUUCAAAAAGACAGUAAGCCAGAGGUGUCUGUUUUUAUUCAUACGGAAUUGUUUGAAAUUUCGAAUUCUUUUCAAUGAGAUUCACCGAAAGAACUGUCCACGGCAGGGAAGAGAGUUGUUUUUCUUGCGCUCUUUGUAACUGGUAUGAUUUAAUUUACUAAUAAAAAGACUUUUUGAUUCCUGAUCCCAUUCAAACCGUUGGCAUUAAAUUCUCAUAGGUGUAGAUAUAACUCUUAUUAUGACUUCUAAACCUCAGUCCCUUAUAUUUAAGUUAAAAAAAGACCAAAAGCAACAACAACAACUAACACGUCACAACUUUAUAUUAGCGUUUUGGUCUUUAUCCUGGUAAUCAAUAGUGUUUUUGUAACGUUCAAUAAUGCAAAAUACACAUGAAAAUCUAAUUGCACGAGCAGUACUUUUUCAUAAAUAUUGAUUUUUUCCCUUUUUGCUUUCAGACUGGUUUAAUCUCUGUGGUAGUGCAGGCAGCACGAGUAUACAACACUGGCAACACGAACCCUUUUAUAGUUUUGCAGUGUUGUCAAACUUGAUUUAGUUGUGUUUUACUUUUACUUACGAUUUAAUAUUUUGCUAGUGUCUGACGUAAAGGGUGUUGGCAAGGGAUAAGCCACACCUCUUCGAGACCUGAAACAUCUUAUUUUUCAGCUCUCGGUUAAAUAAGUACUUUUUAGCACUUUAAGCGCAGUGUCUUAAGACUUAUUGCUCGCAUCAACGGAACACUAAGGUCAAUUUACAGUAACUCAGUUAAACCUCGUCAAUAGGGACACUAAGGGGACCACAGAAAGUGUCCGUAUUAAGCGGGUUGAAAUUCGAGUAAAUGACAGGUCUUUUCCCACCCAGGGACAAAGCAAACUGUUCGUAAUUAUAAAGAUGUCCGUAAAGCAGGGUGUGACUGUAUAAGAAAAUGCAGGAUUACAGUUUUUGCCGCUUGUCUGUGACUCUUCAAUUCCAUUCGUCCUUCCACGUAAACCAAUGUGGAAUGUCACUCUUACCCAGGGAAGAAUGUGAGAAUAUACAGUAUGUCAUAAAAGUGAUGUGCGCCAGUCAGAUCAAAUUUUGACAGCUGUCAAAAUAAGACAUUUGCUGACCUAUACUGAGCCCGUGGUGGUAUAAGAAUUAAUGUAAUGUCUCCAAAAAAGUAUCCGUACUGCACUGUAUAUUAUCAAUUUCGGAAUCGACACUGAAUAGAAUUGCAUGGUAGAGAAUAAGGAACCAACAAUCGCCAAAUACAGCUGCAUUUAUGAAAUGUGUUAUUCUUUACGUUGCAGCCGGUGGGCGAGUAAUGAUUUAGCAAAAUAACGCCUCAUACAGGGGCGAGAAAAGCUUUUUAAAAAAUCACACAUGGCACAGUUAACAUUUCGCUUGAACUUUUAUUUACAUUCAUAUCUGUACAUGUAUUUUGAAGAUAUGGUGAUCCGAAUACUAAGAACAUCAUAUGUCGAACAUCGCCAAGAGAACUUGCUCACAUGGCUAUUCCAGCUACUUGUUAAUGAAAAUCCUCAUCCUGAUUCCCUCUUGCCCUUGCCCUACUUUUAAGUAAAUUACAAUAUCUUUGCUUCUUUAUCACCAACGAGAUAAGAAGUAACUACACCAUAAUAGCAUUGACAUCAGCGUACUUGCUUCUGUAGCGUUUGUUGUAGAUGCAGUGGAACCUGUUUUUGUGCGAUUAUUAUUCCAUGUGCCGUUGAUGUCAGGAGUACUUGGAUUUAAGAACGUGGUAGUUCGCGUUGGGGCAAAACUGUAUGAUGAACCCGUAGAUAGCACUGAGGAUGAUGAUGAUGUUGAUAAUGAUAAUAAUAAUGAUGAUGAUGAUGACGAUGACGACAAUGAUGAUGAUGAUGAUGAUGAUGAUGAUGAUGAUAGCGUUGGUGUUGGUGGUGGUGGUGGUGACCACGGCGAUGAAGAAGGAAAUAGUGAUGGAGACUUCGGUAUUGGUGGCGGAAUUUCUGUAAAGAAAUAG